CUAAAGACACUCGUACUCGAAUCAUCGGGCAGCAGUGACCAGGAUAUUUUUGGCUUGAUCAAACGCUGCCCGAACUGCCCGAACCCCUCUCUGGGGGAGAUUACGGUCAGCUCCCUCAAGAAUCACCAUCACCAGUCACAACUCUUUCCUGCUUUUCUUUUCAUGCAAUUAUAUUUACAUCUGUCUCUAUAGAUUUCUCUUCUCGAUCGGACGGUCCAGAAUGAAAGUUGCCUCAAAUCUCUGCUCCUCCGCCUUCUAGCUCUCCAGAUCCUCAGAUCUCCUCCAUCCAGCCUCGGAUCUGUUCUUCUGAAAAUAAACUGUAUCUAGCAGUGCUUAAUUCUUGAUUUUUGUGAUUCAAAAUUUCAAUUAUUUGCAGAGAAAAUCUGACGGUGGAGGUUUAUUUACAGCUAAAAUUUUCGAGUAAAAGAUGGAGAUUAAUUGCGGUUCAGUUAAGUUAACCACACUUCAGCAGAGCCUGCUAAUGUGCGCCGGCGGAGAAGUGGCUUUAGCGGCUUCGCUGGUUUCUGCGCUGGUCAAAGCUCAGCUUGCAGUCACAGUCCUCUUUCAGGAAUACAUGAAACUAAUAACAAACCAACCCAAGUUGAGAGGAGAUCAGCACAUCUCCUGCCCCUGCAAGCCAGUUGAUGGCGAAGACGAUGACGGAGACAGCGAUGAAGACGAUGAUGAGGAUGAUGCCGAUGAAGAGGAAGAUGCAAACCCUGCCGAGGGCAAGAUCCCCGCUGCCAAAAACGGUCUGGGUGGCGGGAUGGGUAGGCCCGAAGAGAAUGGUGAAGAUGAAGAUGAUGAGGAACAGGGUGCCGGAGAAGAGGACCCCAACGAUGAUGAUGAAGAAGAUGAUGAUGAUGAAGACGAUGAUGAUGACGACGACGACGAUGAUGAUGACGGAGAGGAAGAGGAUAACGAGGAGGAAGAUGAGGACGAGGAGGAGGAAGCCCUACAGCCUCCAAAGAAAAGGAAGAAGUGAAUGUUGAUGAUAGUAGCAUGUUAUGAUUCCUCUCUGGACGGUAGGAGUUUGUGUUUUAUGGUAUUAAGUUAAAUUUGUGACAUUACCGACCAUGUCUACGAGCGGCGGAUGAGGGUUUAUUUAGGAAUACUGUUUUCAUGCAUGACUUAUGUAGUGGAACUCUUAGUUCGUGCGGCUAUCAAGAAAUUAUAAUUAAGAUAGGUUUAUUUCA
Salvia miltiorrhiza (redroot sage) is the source of this 1196-nucleotide messenger RNA. RefSeq lists its product as uncharacterized. The coding region runs from base 428 to 985 and encodes 185 amino acids. The transcript is spliced from 4 exons. NCBI's taxonomy places the organism in Eukaryota, Viridiplantae, Streptophyta, Magnoliopsida, Lamiales, Lamiaceae. The record is from RefSeq and is a predicted model, not a curated record.